Boleophthalmus pectinirostris (great blue-spotted mudskipper) is the source of this 1822-nucleotide messenger RNA. It is a transcript of the gene irag3a, whose product is annotated as inositol 1,4,5-triphosphate receptor associated 2. The record is from RefSeq and is a predicted model, not a curated record. Bases 359 to 1537 code for a protein of 392 amino acids. NCBI's taxonomy places the organism in Eukaryota, Metazoa, Chordata, Actinopteri, Gobiiformes, Gobiidae. The transcript has 12 exons.
GGUAAGUCACGUGAUAUAAAAUGUACAGCGUAGUGAUGUUUAUUUUGAUCUGACGGGACUUACUUAAGUUAAAAAAAGUACUGCUUGACUACAUUCAGUAUAUUCUUUUUCAGUAAUGUUGCUUUUUAUCUAUCCCAAUUUAUAGAUUUGAUAUGUUAUUACCUGCCUGCACGUUUUGGUUGCAGCAGAGGUGAAAUUGUUUUUGUUUUAUGAGACAGUAAAGUUUAUGUUAUUUGUUCAUUUUAGAAAUAUACAGAAAUCUAACUAAUCUAACUACAAUAAGUUGAUUAGAGCAAAGAUACAUAUUUGUGUCUCCCAGGCUGCAUCUUCAGAGACAAAUGGCAUCUGUGCCUCUGCAAUGGCAGGCAGCGAUGACAGUGAUGAAGAAACCAGUCAAGAGGAGGAGAUGAUCACAAGCUGGAACGACCUGUCCAUUGUAGAAAGAGUCGGACUCAAUAGUUUGGAGAUGUCGGAAAAAGAUGUAGAGGCGGCGUUCUGUCAGAUCACCCUGGCUUUCCGCUGUGACCAGUACACACUGAAACAGAGGCUGCAGGCCGAAGAGCAUGCACGAAACCUGGCCGAGGAGAACGUGCAGCUGGAGCUGGCCCGGGGCAGAGAGACCCUGGAGAUGCUAAAGGCUCUGUGUCUAGACAGUAGACGCAGUACAAUCCUGCAGAAGCUGGAGCUGUCUCUGGACAUUUUGGGCGGGACAGUGGAGCGGAUCUCUAACACAGCAGAGGUGCUGGGGGCAGUGCACCAGGAGGCACGUGUGAGUCGAGCGGUGGACCUGAUGGUGGCCCAUGUGGAGAACCUGAGGAGGAAAUACGAAAGGAACCUGAGCGAGCUUGAGGAGGCACGGAGACAAGUCCAGCUCAGGACAGCACAUAGACAUGCCCGCAACAGAGAGUCUCCAGAAUCUGAGGAGAAUAGAGACAGUCACAGACUUACAAAGCAGGGUAGUCUUCGUAGAAGAAUCAGCGCCUCUAUUAUUACAAAUCAGACAAAUGAGAAGAAGAAGAAAGAGAGGAAGCGUGGGGGUAAAAAGUCCUCCUCGUCGUACCCCUCGCCCACUCCCAGCUCUGAGUCCAGCAUUUGUGUGCUUGACAGCAGCUUCACUGAUGACCGGACCCCUGAUCCAACAGAAACGGCUGAAGCUCAUUCAGAAAGUGACAUUAUAACUCCUCCUGUUGAACCUCCUCCUGUUCUAGUAGUGAAGCCUCCUUCUGACCCAAAACCAGAAGAUCUGCUCCCUAAACCAGAGUCUGCUGCUAAUGUAUCAAACAAAAACUCCACAAGUGAAACUCUUCGUCAGCGACACAGAUGGAGAGCUGCUCUGGCUCGAAAGAAAUCUGACAGAAAAAAUACACUUCUCAACCAAAGGACUCCAGCUGCCAGGUGUGGCUCUCAGUGCAAAGGGACACACUGGAUGUACAGGUGCCGCUGGGCUCUUCUCUGCCUUUAUCUGUCUGUAUUUGUCUGUUUCAUCAUAAUAUUUUACUACUUAUUAUUGCAAUACGAGGAUUCUGAGUCUUACUAAUGGCAUAUAUUGUGUGUAUGUGUGUGUGUAGAUUAAACCAUAAAUCUAACUUUUUAAACAUAGCCUCUUGACUUUUCAAUCAUUUUAGGCACAAAACAUACUGAACUCAUUUUAUUAUAAAUAUACAAAAAAUAUCAAAACUGAUACUUGGUUAGUAACAAAAUACCUUAUUGCAGUCUGAACAUUCAAUAAACCACCUUCAGUUGUGAUUAGUAUCAGUCAAUAACUGUUAGCUUAGUUCUUUCUUUUAUAGACACAAUAGUAGACAAUAAAAUGCAGUUGUAC